AUGGUGGUGCUUGAAGACGGUGGAAUGAUGACUACUAAUCCCAAUCAAUAUUUACAACCUGAUUACAUGACUCCUCUUUCGUCCUCUUUGGACUCGAAGAAAAGCCCGCUUGCGCUUUUAGCGCAAACAUGCAGUCAGAUUGGUGUGGAUACAUCUCCAGCUAAACCACUGCUGCCGCCGAUUGACAAGAAAAAAGUGAAUAGUGUUAACAGUGAUGUAAUUAGUCGUUCUUCACCAACAAAUACCGUGACCAAACCCGAUAAACCACGUUCUACACCCGACAAUAAACAUUUGGCUUUCAAACCGUAUGAAACAAAUGUUGUAUCAAAGAAACCCGAGGAACGGCCCUCAUCUAAAGCUAGUUCCGAUAGCUCGGACGAUAAAAAAUCUGGAAAGAGUACACCUGGACGAAAAUCUACACCGCCCACAACAGAACAUGGAAAAUCCAGCCCGAAUGAAUCAAAAACCUCUCCAGCUGGUUCUUCCGGUACCAGUCCAAUCAUCCGUUCUGGAUUAGAAGUUCUAGGACAUGGCAAAGAUCACCUCGGAGCAUUUAAAAAUCUACCUGGUUUACCUGGAUUUAAUCCACUCGCCGGACUUUGUUGUCCGCCGGGAAUGGAACAACAUGCCAACCCGGCGUUCAGACCACCUUACGCGGGUGCUCCAUUCAGCGCUCAUCAUGCUGCGAUGUUAGCAGCCGCUGCUGGCUUCCCAGGAUCGUCGCCUAAUCCCUACCUUGGCUACGCAAGAGUGAAAACGCCUGCUGGUGGGGAAACUCUUAUUCCGGUGUGUAAGGACCCCUACUGCACUGGAUGCCAGUUUUCAGUUAACAAUCAUCAUUUACUUAUGAACAAUGGAUCAUGUCCCGCCGGUUGUACACAAUGUGAACAUCAAAAAUACAAUUUAGCAAUGGCAAUGGCGCUAUCUCAGCAAGGGGCCGCAGCCGGUGGUUUACCAUAUCCACAAUUGAGUCGCCCUUAUGUUUGCAAUUGGAUUGUUGGCGAAUCAUAUUGUGGGAAGAGAUUUGGAAAUUCUGAAGAACUCCUGCAACACUUAAGAAGUCACACAGCUGACGGUUCCACACCUGCAUCAGUUGCAUCAACGCAGGCAUCGCUGUUGAACUCUCUAAACCCAUUAUUUACUACAGCGGGUUUGCGCAGCGCCUACCCGACGGCACCUCUUAGCCCCUUGUCAGCUAGUCGGUACCAUCCUUACUCAAAGGCUGGUCUUCCUGCGAGUUUAGGGGGUUCACCUUAUGGAGCUUUCAACCCUGCACUUGGACCAUUCUACUCACCUUAUGCCAUGUACGGGCAAAGGCUUGGCGCUGCCGCCGUCCAUCAAUAA
Arctia plantaginis is the source of this 1344-nucleotide messenger RNA. The record is from the annotation of a GenBank genome assembly. Lineage: Eukaryota; Metazoa; Arthropoda; Insecta; Lepidoptera; Erebidae.